AUUCAUCAAGCAACCGAUGCUGGACAUGACUUUAUUGUUACACCUAUCUCGCAACCUCGAUUUGAGCGCGUCCUUGGAAUCGACCAGCCAGUCAAUGUGAUCCAAACAUGGCGCGACAGUCCAGCAUUUGAAAGAGACGAUCUUGUCUUAAAAUCAGCUGAUUGGUCUGAUGUAGUUGUGGGAUCAUUGUCACCUUGGUUAAAUUUUGAAGAUCCUGCAUUCAGAUUGAAUUCUGAAUUGGCAUUGAAGCAAGAGAUCGCAUGGGCAUGUCAUCUCAGCUUGUUGGCCGUGAUAUUUCCAACUUUAUCUGGUGGAAUUGCUGAUACUGCCAGAGCCCUCAAUGGAGCAGUAACAUCCAUGUCUUAUACACAGAUGUGGGUACAGGUCCCAUUGACCCUUGAGAACGAGAUCACACCUAACCAGUCAUGGCGUAACUGGAACCAGCUGCGUACCUUGACUGAGCACAGCCCCAAAAUCCAAGUUGCACUUGAAUUGACGUCUAAAUUGCCGGAGGAUGAACAGCUUUUGGAUAUGUGGCUUGCUGAACCAAUUAAGGCUGUAAUUAUUCCUGCCAACGUAUUUGUCAGUAAUGCCAAGGGUUACCCUGUCUUGGGCAAACGUCACCAGUCAUUUGUGAAGAAGUUGAUGAGCGGCCUUCGACCCAAUAUUAUCGUCACUCUACCAAGCACUCAACUUCAUCCUUCUGCUUCCCCAGAAUCUUACCAGGAAUACAUCCGAUUCUUGAAUCGUAACUUACCUGAAUUAAAUGAUGUCGAGCGAUUUUCUAUCGGUUACCAGGAUUUCCUGCAGGCUCCUCUCCAACCUCUUAUGGACAACCUUGAUAACCAGACUUAUGAGACAUUCGAGAGGGAUCCCAUAAAGUACCAGCAAUACGAAAAGGCUGUUUAUCAUGCACUUUUGGAUCGUGUCAAGGCUGGAUCUGACAUUGAAACUGUUAUUAUGGUAGUAGGUGCAGGUAGAGGUCCUUUGGUCAACUGCUGCUUGCGUGCUGCAACAAAGGCUGAACGUAAAGUACAUGUAUAUGCAGUCGAGAAAAACCCAAAUGCAUUUGUUACACUGCAGAACGCAAAGGCUGAUGUGUGGCACGACAAGGUGACGCUGGUGUUUGCUGACAUGCGCAAAUGGAAGCCUACUCGCAAGUGUGAUAUCUUGGUGAGCGAGCUUCUGGGUUCAUUUGGUGACAACGAGCUAUCACCAGAAUGUCUUGACGGUGCCCAAAAGUUCCUCAAAGAGGAUGGUAUUUCAAUUCCUGCCUCUUAUACAGCAUUCGUGGCUCCUUUGGCCUCUACAAAGCUGUAUAAUGAAGUGGCCGCCUAUAAGGACUUGGCCCACUUUGAGACACCAUAUGUGGUUAUGUUUCAGCAAGUGUGCGAACUAGCAGCAUCAAAGCCAUUGUGGACAUUUGAACACCCCAACAAGACACCAGAUGUGCCUGUUGAUAGUGAUCCCAUUAACAACCUGCACAACCUGCGUUACAAGCAGGUUUCUUUUGAGGUUAAGAAUGGUAUGGUUAUGCAUGGACUGGCAGGUUACUUUGAGAGUGUACUCUACAAGGAUGUAAUGAUCUCCAUUCACCCCGAGACCCAUUCGCCUGGCAUGUUCAGUUGGUUCCCAAUUUUCUUCCCUGUCAAGGUUCCUGUACAGGUUCCUCAAGGGGCUAUAGUCACGGUUGAUUUUUGGCGUCAGACUGACCGUAAAAAGGUGUGGUACGAAUGG
Phycomyces blakesleeanus NRRL 1555(-) is the source of this 1737-nucleotide messenger RNA. RefSeq lists its product as hypothetical. NCBI's taxonomy places the organism in Eukaryota, Fungi, Mucoromycota, Mucoromycetes, Mucorales, Phycomycetaceae. Gene Ontology annotation, cellular component: nucleus; cytosol. The record is from RefSeq and is a predicted model, not a curated record. Gene Ontology annotation, biological process: regulation of DNA-templated transcription; peptidyl-arginine N-methylation. The annotation marks the transcript as partial. The transcript has 10 exons.